AUGACUUACACUUCAGGCUACUGGCGGAGCUGGCGGAUGGGGUGGCUCGAUGGGAACGGCCCCGGGGAGGCCACAUCACGUGGCACAGUUGUCAUGUUGCCAGGUUGGUCAGCAAACUGCAGUUUCAUCCAGUGCAUCUCGAAUGUGGCAUAUUGUUGGCAAGUUCUCAGCAUCAUUCAGCAUCUCUCCGAUCUCAGCUCCAUGUUCAUGUCCCUGCAAUGUUGUCGUCAGGGUGCUUUCUGCACCGCUGAACAAGCCACUCGGUUCGACGCCAAGGGCAUCUGUUCGGACACUGUGGCCUUCUCGGACUUUUCAGUCACCGAUCUUGUCUCCACAAAGGUUGGGGAGCAGUUCGAGUUCGGGUUUGAAGAAACCACGAACCAGGUCUUUGUCGGACGUGCACCAGACUGCGAAAUCCAGGCGAAGGACACACACGUGUCCAAGAAGCACCUUCGGAUCUAUCGGGAUGAGCACUUCCACUAUUUCAUUGAGGAGCUCAGCCCUUUCGGGGCCUUCAUCAAUGACCAGUACACCAGGCAGGGUGAACACCGUGCUCUCAAGCAUGGUGAUGCCAUCACCAUAACCAGCCAGCUCUCACCCAACGUAGUCCCGUUCGCGUCCUUCAUCUUUCGUGUGACAGGACGGAUCGAGGAUGGUGCCGGAUCAGCAGCACACCGGGAAACAGGACCCAUGAAGGACGAUCCCAAAGCGCAGGAGCUUCGGCACAUGGUCUCGGAUGACUGGGUGAGAAGAAAUUGGGAUGUCUCACAAGAACUGGGCAGCGGUGCCUUCAGCACGGUGAAGCUGGGUGUUCGCACGAAACAGGGGAGCUCGGAGGCAUUGCCGGCCGGUUUGAAGUGCGCCAUGAAGAUGAUUGACAAGAGGAAGUUCUUGAGUUUCCAGAGCAACCGCUCCUCAGGGCUGACCCUCAAUGAUGAGGCAAACCUCAUGACCAGCCUGCAGCACCCGAACAUUGUGUCGUGCCUGGAGUGGUUCCAGACGGAGAUCCACAUCUACCUAGCCUUGGAGUUGGUGCGAGGCGGGGACCUCCUGCACAACCUCAUGGAGGGGGGGUGCCUAACCGAAAUGCAGGCAGUAAGGAUCUUCCGCCAGAUCUGUGAUGCGGUACAUUACAUUCAUGUCACGGUGAAGCUGGUUCACAGAGACUUGAAGCCAGAGAAUGUCCUUCUCACCAACAAGGACCGAGACACCAUGGUUCCCAAACUUGCGGAUUUCGGGCUUGCUCGAGUCAACAUGAAGUCCAUGGACUGUAAAACCUUCUGUGGAACGCCACAGUACUUCGCUCCGGAGGUUAUCAAUUCAGCCAAGGAUUCAAACCUGGGCUAUGGCAAGCCGGUUGACAUGUGGAGUCUUGGGGUGAAUCUCUAUAUCAUGUUGUGCGGCGUUCCACCGUUCGAGGACGAAGGUCUGUAUCAGCAGAUUGUGCAGGGCAACUGGCAGUUCGAUGUUCCUCAGUUCUCUCAAGUCUCGGAGGAGGCGAAAGAUCUGGUCCGCAAGCUCAUGACGGUGAACCCGCGAGAGCGCAUCAACAUCCAACAGGCCCUGAACGAGCCUUGGCUUCGCAUCGCCGAGAUCGCCGAUUUCGCAACUCCAGCGCGGUCCGCUGCAAGAUCGUCAGCAGGCCUGGGCGUGGGAUGUGACAACAUACAGGUCCGCCAUGCGGACUGCAUCGAGGAGCCGGCGCCGAAACGGCGCAAAUCCGAGGACAUCGGCAUGGUGAUCUCUUAA
Molecule: messenger RNA, 1749 nt
Organism: Symbiodinium natans
Lineage: Eukaryota; Dinophyceae; Suessiales; Symbiodiniaceae
Source: the annotation of a GenBank genome assembly